Bufo bufo (common toad) is the source of this 1867-nucleotide messenger RNA. RefSeq names its product zinc finger protein OZF-like. NCBI's taxonomy places the organism in Eukaryota, Metazoa, Chordata, Amphibia, Anura, Bufonidae. The record is from RefSeq and is a predicted model, not a curated record. The coding region runs from base 84 to 1682 and encodes 532 amino acids. The transcript has 5 exons.
UCCUAGAACUUACCACCAGGAUCACUGAGCUGCUGAGCGGAGAGUUUCCUAUAAGGUGUCAGGAUGUCGCUGUCUAUUUCUCCAUGGAGGAGUGGGAGUAUUUAGAACAACACAAGGAUCUGUCCAAGGACGCCAUGAUGGAGAAUCCCCAGUCCCUCACACCACCAGAUCCGCUUAUUCCACCAUCAUUACCGCCUGUGAAAUCCAGCAUCUCGCAGAAGCCAAAAACACAAGGGAGGGCAGUCCUACAAGACAAGGGCAGGCAGUCCGACAAGACGAUCACAAGCCAUUCAUUUCGACGAUCUCGUUAUCACCUCCGAAAUACGUCUCACAGAAGCCUACAAGACGAGGGCAGGCAGUCCUGCAAGACAAGGGCAGGCAGUCCUACAAGACCAUCACAAGCCAUUCAUUUAGAAGGUGAAGACGGGUUGAGCAGCUCCCAUGGAUACUUCAAUUUAACUUCCUACCAUGAAGUAGAAGAUAAUACCACACAAGCUAAUUCAAUAACUCCUAAUGUACCCUCAGUCUUUCAAAGCGAAGAUCUUUCCACCGACACCACUCGUCACAAGAAAAUUUUAUGUAAUCAAUUACUGAUUGGCAAAACAAGAACUAAACAGAAAUGUGGGAAACAUUUAAAAAAAAAAUCUAAUCUUUCUUUGCAUAAGAGAAAUCAUCGCAAAUCAUUUUCAUGCUCUGAAUGUGGGAAAUCUUUUUCCAGGAAAUUUAUUCUAGUUGGACAUCAGAGAACUCACACAGGAGAGAAGCCUUAUUCAUGUUCAGAUUGCGGAAAAUCUUUUACCACAAAAUUCAUUCUAGUUGGACAUCAGAGGACUCACACAGGAGAGGAGCUGCAUUCAUGUUCAGAAUGUGGGAAACGUUUUAGUGUGAAAUCGCACCUUUAUAGACAUCAGAGAACUCACACUGGGGAGAAGCCAUUUCCAUGUCCUGAAUGUGGGAAGUGUUUUAGUGCGAAAUCAAAUCUUGUGGACCAUCUAAGAAUCCACUUAGGGGAGAAGCCAUUUUCAUGUUCAGAAUGUGGGAAAUGUUUUACCCGUCAAUCAAAUUUUAUUCGGCAUCAGAGAACUCACACAGGGGAGAAGCCAUUUUCAUGUUCAGAAUGUGGGAAGAGUUUUAGUACAAAAUCAUAUCUUGGUACACAUCAGAGAACUCACACAGGUGAGAAGCCAUUUUCAUGUUCAGAAUGUGGGAAGAGUUUUAGUACAAAAUCAUAUCUUGUUACACAUGAGAAAACUCACACAGGUGAGAAGCCAUUUAUGUGUCCUGAAUGUGGGAAGUGUUUUCAUGCGAAAUCAAUGCUUGUAGAACAUCAGAGAAGUCACACGGGGGCGAAGCCAUUUAUGUGUCCUGAAUGUGGGAAGUGUUGCAGUGGGAAAUCGCAACUUGUUGCACAUCAGCGAAUUCACACAGGGGAGAAGCCCUUUUUAUGCUCAGAAUGCGGUAAAUGUUUUAAUCAGAAAUCACAUCUUGCUUCACAUCAGAGAAGUCACACAGGGGAGAAGCCGUUUGUGUGUUUUGAAUGUUGGAAGUAUUUUGGUCUGAAGGCAUUGCUUAUAAAACAUCUAAGAUCUCACACAGGAGAGAAGCCAUUUUUAUGUCCAAAAUGUGGGAAGUCUUUUAGUCAGAAAUCAACUCUUUCUAGACAUGAGAGAACUCACUCAUAGGAGAAGCCAUUUAAAAUUUUAGAUAGUAGGAAAUGUGGAGCUUCAUUGUAGGACCUGCAGCCUUCUGAUUAUUAACUUAAUGUGGUUUUACAAGACUUUAAUACCGAUGACCUAGUCUCAGGAUAGGUUAUCAGUACCUGAACAAUGGAGAUUUAACAGCUGGAACGCCCACUGAUGAUCUGUUG